GCAUCCCGGAAGUUAGCCGUAUCUGCAGGCAUGGGUGCCGCGGGCCGGGGUGGAGCGCACCGGCGCAUGGCUCGCCCGAAGCGUAACGGCGGCUGCCGUGGUCCGGGCGGCGGGGAGGGGGCCCUGAAGCGGCUGCGGCUGGCCGUGGAGGACUUCGUGCGAGCUACCUCCGAGAGCGAGACCCGCGAGGGCCAGGGCGCCGUGGCGCGCUCCCGGCCCAGCGGGCGAAAGAGCCGCAAGGAGCUUCGUAAGGAGAAGCGACACCUGAGGAAAGCGCGGCGCCUGCAGAGGACGGUGGGCUCCGGGUCCGGGGACCAAGAGGCUAGUGUCGGCCUUACCGGAGGCCGGGAGCCUCCGCCGCCCUCCGAGACGCGACCGACCCCAGACUCGGCCACAGCGCACCCCGGCAAGGCCAAGGCUUCCUCCACUAACACUAAGGCCACGGCGACCCAGGCUAAGGCUAAGACGUCCUCUCCCAAGGCCACGGCGAUCUCAACUAAGACCAAGGCUCAACGUGCCCCUGGAAAACCCGCCACCGCCUCCGCCUCUGCCACCGCCGCCGCCCGGAAACGGGCUCUUCUAGCGGCCAACGAGGAGGAGGACCGAGAGAUCCGAAAGCUGGAGCGAUGCCUCGGCCUGAACAAGCGCAAGAAGAAGGGCGACGGCAGCUCGGUGCCGCUCAGCUUCGCGCGCGACGGGCUGGAUUACAUUCUGGGGGCCCUGGAAUGUGGGAGAGGCGGCGGCCUGUACGAAAGCAGCGAGGAGGAGGAGGAGGAAGAAAAGGCGGAGGCUGGACAGACACUCUCGGAGAGUGACCUAGAGGACAGUUCCGAGGCAAGUGAGGAGGACUCGGACUCGCAAGCGGAACAGGAGGAUGUAAACUCGCAAAGGGAGAAAGCAGCAGAAGUUGAGACGCUAAAGAGUAAAGGGAAUAAGAGAGUCCGUUUUGCAGAGGCGGUAGAAAAGAGCGAAAGUUCUUCGGAAGAUGACGCUGAACAUCAGGAAAGUCACUGUGUUGAAAGUGGUGAAAAAUACAUCCCGCCUCGGUUGAGGGGCGAGGAGACAGUGGAUGCCCACAAGAAGGAAGAGCUGGAAAGGCUGAAGAAGCAGGUUAAAGGCCUAAUCAACAGGUUGAGUGAGCCAAACAUGGCAUCUAUAAGUGGGCAGCUGGAAGAGCUGUACAUGGCCCACAGUAGGAAGCACAUGACCGACACCCUGACCUCUGCCCUCAUGGAUGCCUGUGUCACCACCUCCGCUAUGCCCAGCAGACUGAUGAUGGAGCAUGUCCUCUUAGUCAGCAUCCUUCACCACACGGUUGGAAUAGAGGUUGGUGCUUGCUUCCUUGAGGCCGUGGUGAAGAAGUUUGAUGAUGUCUAUAAAGAUGGAGGUGAGGGGAAAGAACUGGACAACCUGUUUACCAUGAUUGCCCAUUUGUACAACUUCCACGUGGUACAGUCUCUCCUCAUCUUUGACAUUUUGAAGAAGCUUGUUGGAACUUUUACGGAAAAAGACAUUGAGCUGAUCCUGCUGAUGCUGAAAAAUGUGGGCUUUGCAUUGAGAAAAGAUGAUGCCUUGUCACUUAAGGAGCUGAUCACAGAAGCCCAGGCCAAGGCCAGUGGGGCAGGCAGCAAGUUUCAGGACCAGAACAGGGUGCGGUUCAUGUUGGAGACAAUGCUGGCUCUGAAAAACAAUGACAUGCGUAAAAUCCCUGGCUAUGAUCCGGAGCCUGUAGAGAGACUAAGGAAGUUACAGAGGACUCUGGUACGCAAUGCUGGCUCAGGUUCUGAGACUCAGCUUCGAAUCUCCUGGGAUGGCAUCUUAAAUGCAGAGCAGACUGGCCGCUGGUGGAUUGUGGGGUCUGCAUGGAGUGGGACCCCCAUGAUCGACAACAGUCAUCAAACACUCUUACAGAAGCCACUCGCAGGAACGGUUAGCUCCAAGAUGCUGGAGCUUGCAAGGAAGCAGAGAAUGAACACUGAUGUCAGGAGGAACAUAUUCUGCACUAUAAUGACAAGUGAGGACUUCUUGGAUGCCUUUGAAAAGCUGCUGAAACUUGGGCUGAAGGACCAGCAGGAGAGAGAGAUUGUUCACAUCCUCAUGGAUUGCUGCCUGCAGGAAAAAACCUACAACCCUUUCUACGCUUUCCUGGCUAGCAAGUUCUGCAGCUAUGAAAGGAGAUUCCAGAUGACUUUCCAGUUCAGCAUAUGGGACAAAUUUCGGGACUUAGAAAAUUUGCCAGCCACUAAGUUCUCAAAUCUGGUUCAUCUGGUAGCACACUUGUUGAAGACAAAAUCACUUCCACUUUCUAUCCUAAAGGUAGUCGAAUUCAGUGAACUGGAUAAACCCAGAGUCCACUUCCUCCGGAGAGUAUUGACUGAGCUGUUGAUGGAAACAGAAGAAGACGACCUGGGUUUAAUUUUCUCAAGAGUUUCUGACAACCCGAAGCUGGGAAUGUUGCAAGAAGGCCUGAAGCUCUUCAUCAGCCACUUCUUACUGAAGCACACACAGACUCUCCAGAAUGCUGAGGAAGCCAGUCUGCUGAGAGAGAGGGCAGGCCUGGCAUCCAAGUCUUUACAGGGCAAAGCCAUCCUGAGGAUGUAGCCAAAAGAUAGGGAGCAUUUGACCAAGAGGUGUCACUUGUGAAUUCAAAGGCCUGUCCUGCCUCUCUAAGAGCAGGGGAGUUAUGCCAUGGUCUGUCAUGGUUUAAAUACUAUAGUUUCAGAUUUUUUUGAACCCAGGGUUGUACUGUGUAUUUCAAAUGUAUAUGUAUGUAUAUAAUAGAUGAAAGGGAAAGGGGAGAGAAGAUGGGGCAUUAAGCCAUGAGGAGAGGGGGAGAUCAUAAAUUGAUGGCUAUUUUUAAUCUUCUGAAACGCUUGUUAAAAGUUCAGAAACUGAGCCUAGCAUGGUGGGCAUGCCUCCAAUCCCAGACUCGUCAAGCACAAGCAGGCAGAUCUGUGAGUUUGAGGCCAGCCUGGUCUAUCUAAUGAGUUCCAGGACAGCCAGAGCAAAUCUGAUUCUUCCCAUUCAUUAAUCCCACCUUGGGGACUAUUUGAUAAGGCUAUUUCAGAUAGAUACUGGGUACCUGGUGAGAACAGAGAGAGAGAUGAACAUGACUGUAAGUGAUUAUGGUGGGUAAGGAAUUAGCACGGGCUCACUGCUCGCUGGGGUGCUACAGUUGAGGAAGAAGGAAUGGCCUUGGAUACAUACUUCUGUGAAUGCAUAAAUACUCUUUAUUUUUCAGCCUUAAAGUUUGCUUCUCUUUCAAGUGCUAUAGACUUGACUAACCCUGACCUUCAGGAUGAAAAGCAACUAAAUAGAAGUAAAAAAGGUCCUAAAUCAGAGCCCUUCUGCCCAGCAGUGUCCCAUGUAGAGUGCACAUUCCUGGGAGGUAGGCACAGACCAGGGAUGCUGCUCCUGUAUAAGUCAUCUCUUCUGUUUGAGUUUGAACAGCAUGUCCCUGUAGUGGUGUGUUUGAGUUGACCAUGUAUAGUCAGGAGGUCUGUAGCAGGAAUCUUAAAAGUUCUUAUUAAUAAAAUCAAACCUGAGGCCA
Messenger RNA from Peromyscus maniculatus bairdii (prairie deer mouse), 3550 nucleotides. RefSeq names its product nucleolar protein with MIF4G domain 1 (gene Nom1). The record is from RefSeq and is a predicted model, not a curated record. Gene Ontology annotation, cellular component: nucleolus. NCBI's taxonomy places the organism in Eukaryota, Metazoa, Chordata, Mammalia, Rodentia, Cricetidae. Gene Ontology annotation, molecular function: RNA binding; protein binding. Gene Ontology annotation, biological process: ribosomal small subunit biogenesis.